CUACACGGUGUAACCUGUUUUUACAUAGAGCAUUCCAGCUAGAAGCAUAACAUAACCUACAAGUGAAUCCUUUUACCUUACGAAAAAUGGUUUAUCCAAGUAUUGAGUGUAUUUAAUUUUUACCUCUGCAGAUUGCAAAACCUAAGGAUAUGAGUACCGAUGAAGAGCUAAUUAUGGAGCCUGGCCUGGAAUUAUUGCAAAAGAAACAUAAAAAACACAAGCACAAGAAACACAAGAAAAAAAAAUUGUCGAUCGAGGACACUGCGGCUUUUCUGGAUAUAACGGGAGAUGCGGAAAGAAGAAAAAUUUUUAAAGUCAAGGUGAAAAAGGAAGAAGAAAAAAGCAUGGAAAAAAUACGUGAAAAGGCAAAAAUAUCCCCAUUGAGUAUACCAGGGCCGAGUACGUCAACUUCGCCAAAAGUUCCAUCAAAAAAAAAAAUGCCUAAAGGCAAUAGAGGAAAAGAAAGCGGAACUAGUAGCGAAGAAGAACGAUGGUUAGAUGCUAUUGAAUCCGGAAAACUUGAAGAGGUGGAUGAUGAGCUGAAAAAAAUUAAGCCAAAGGAUCCGAAAUUAAUGACGGCGCGUCAAAGGGCGAUGUUUGAACGAAAAACGGAUGCUGAACCCAAUUCUAGCGUCGAACAACUUGUUUCCUUGCCUACCGGAUACAAGGAAAAAGUUAUGACUGCCGAAGCGAUUCAAAAAGCAGCUUUGAAGUCGCUAAAACGCAAACAGCUGGCGGACGAGAAGAGAGAAAAAGAUAAGAAAAAAACAAUGGAGAGGCUGUUGAAGAAACAAGAGUCUAAAGCAUCGAAAUUUAUGGGUAAGGGGAGACCAUCUAGAAGACAAGUUCCCCUGGUCACCUAUAGAUUGACGCUGGAAGGAAGUUCCAUUUCAUUUCCGCCCGGAGAAGAAUUUCCCUUGCACGAAAUGAAAGAAGCGGAACCUUUAGCUCCGGUUUUAUGUGGACGGCCUCAAUGUACUCAACCAAAAAAGUAUUCAUGUUCAAAGACUGGCGUCCCUUUGUGCAGUUUACAAUGUUACAAGGCUAAUUUAGCAACAAUAUUAGUUUAGAUUUUAAUUUAUAUGAUUUACUUUAUACAUUUAUUAUGAAAAAAAAAUUCUUGUAAGAAAUUCUGACAGUAAGUAGAUAAAUUAUAUAUUAAAUUUGUAAAUAAUUGACUUCCCAAAGAUGAAUUCUUAGGAUUACUCAUACUAUUUAGUCUAAUGAUAUUUUUCUUGAUAUGAAAAAAAAAUAUUG
Molecule: messenger RNA, 1257 nt
Organism: Belonocnema kinseyi
Lineage: Eukaryota; Metazoa; Arthropoda; Insecta; Hymenoptera; Cynipidae
Product: INO80 complex subunit B
Exons: 6
Coding region: 150-1070 (306 amino acids)
Biological process (GO): chromatin remodeling
Cellular component (GO): Ino80 complex
Source: RefSeq, a predicted model, not a curated record